CUGAUGUCAGUCUCUGCUGUAUCUGCGGUGAUAAAGUGUGUAUAGGCGAGCUAAAAUAACCUCACAGCUAGCGUAUACGGAUAUAGAAAAGUUUAAACUUGUUACCAGAGGCGCCUGUGGCUUUAGUUACCGAGAGCAGCGCUUUUUCACCUCAACAAAUCACUGCGUUUGACUUUUAUUUUCCCUUCGCUGCUGCUGUUGUUACGCUAACGUUAGCAUAGCUAGCACAACAUCUGCUAAGCUAGCUAACUAACUACCAGCGUCCUGUGUUCUUGCGUUGCCGUGAUUUCUUGAGGAGCAGCCCGGAGAGGAACCGGAGAAACAUGAAGCAGAGCAGCAGUGUCCAGUCAUGGUGUGUGGGAGUAACGAUACAGCUGAUUUUAGCUGCCGUCCUGCACCAGGGUUUCGCUACUGUUGCCCCGCCCACAACUGCCCAAACCACCGCCGCACCGCACAAAGACCCUGGCAGACCUGAGAAAGGAAACUACCUGGUCAAGAACAUCAACGGUACUACCUGUCUACUGGCAUCCAUGGGUCUGCAGCUCAACAUCACCUUCAACUCUGUCUCCCAGAACAAGACUGUGCAGGAUGUUAUGAACCUUCGGCCCAAUAUGACAAAGUCCUCUGGAUCAUGUGACACAGACAGCGCCUCCCUGCAGCUCACGACGGAUGCAGACAAGACCAACCUCACCUUUUUCUUCACCCUGAAUUCCACGUCCCAUAAGUACCACCUGAGUGAAGUGUCUCUGUCUGCAGCUUUGCCAGACAUGAAAGAGCCCGUUGUAGCCCACAACCGCAGUCUGGACUACCUGCGCGGCACCUACGGUUACUCAUACAUGUGUCGUGAGGAGCAGACUCUGAAUGUGGCUGAGGAUUUGUCCAUCAACACCUUCCAGGUGCAGGUGCAGCCCUUCGGCCUCACCGGAGAUCAGUUCGGAGCAGCUGAGGAGUGCCAGCUGGACGAAGAUGACAUGUUGAUCCCCAUCAUAGUCGGAGCAGCUUUAGCAGGUCUCGUCCUCAUCGUGCUCUUGGCGUACCUCAUUGGCAGGAAGAGGAGCCACGCUGGCUACCAAACCAUCUGAGGUCACUUGUCACUCUCAUGUUCCCAGAGGCCAGAGCGCGCUGUCCCACCCUUCAGAUUAACCACUGUUUUAUGAGACUUAACACUCCUCCCUUUGUCCCCCCUCUAUCCCUCCAUCCUCCACCCUCCCUGCCUGUGUGUGUGCUGUUCUCCGCCCUCAUCAGUAACACUAGUCAUUAUCACUUUGUGGAGGUUGAUACGCUCUUUCUAAACUGACCCGCUCAUUCAUAAAAAAGGGGGGCUUUGUUUGGAGAUAGUAAUGAAAUGACAGAAGAACCUACGGGUACGACAUAAAGCAGGGGAUGGAUGUUGAUCAGAGGGUCCAUGAGAGUCUCAAAUUGUAUUGUACUAUUUAUGAUUUCUGUGAAAGGAAUUUUGAGGGAUUUAUGGGAUUUGAGGGAAUCGCUACUGUAGCUUUUCUUAACGUUGAUCUGCUUUAGGGCGACCAUUUUUAGUCGUCAGUGAGGUCUGUUGUUGUUAUAAAGGGAAUUUUUCUGCGUGUUAAACUUAAUCUACUGCAGACAGUCAUCAUCUGACUUUUUUUAUUGCAGCUCUACAUUUAGCCCAAGUAUGCAGAUUUUAUAUAACAUACUAAAAACACAAUAACCCAAUCUGAUAAAGGACAUGUGAGGAGUCCCCCAAGUAGUUAAGAUGCAUUUAGGAAUUGAUUUGUUCACUGGGAUUAGUGGUGAUAUGUCCCGUUCCCUCUGAAAGGUACUCAACUAAUUUUGUAUGGAGACUGAAGAUGCAGUCGUCAGCUGUGUAAGAUAAUUGUGUUUUGGCUUUUUCACCUUAUUUAAAGGAAUAAUUCAACAUUUUAGGAAGUAGGCUUAUUUGCUUUUUUGCAAAGAGUCACAUGAGGAUUGAUACCACUCUCAUAUUUGCUUAAUAUGAAGCCACAGGUAGCUCUGAAUCUCAUUAUACAAUGCAAGGAUUGCCAGCUAAAUUUUGUUAACAGUGUUUCCGGUGAAAGUCAAAGUGAGGGCCAACCCCGGCUUUGUUCCGUUAUUUUGUCGCUCUGUCCAUGAUUUUCACAGCUCCUGAUCACUGCUUUUUAAUGCAGUCCUAGCCUCACCUGCAUGCUGCUACUGACUGAGGGCUACAUGCCCAAAAAUGUAUAUAUACAGGCAGAGGGCAGAGUAAUAAAAUGUCACAUCACAAAUAAAAUGUGAUGCUUUCACAUUUCAGUUUUUGUACUGAUUAAAAAAAGAUAUGUGUUGAUAAGUGAGCUUUAGUGGUGCUGGUAAGAAGAUUUGUUACCUUAAGAUAGAGGUAGGCUAGCUGUUUCUCCCUGUUUCUCGUCUUAAUGCUAAGCUAACAGUUUCCUAGCAGUACAAUGAGAGUGGUAUCAAUCUUCUCAUCUAACUCUGGGCACAAAUGUGAAUUUCCUAAAAUGUCAAACUCUUCCUUUAAAGGAAUAAUUUAUCCACAAAUUAUCAUUUGUAUAUCAGUUACUCGCCUCAUGUUAUGUUGAAUUUGUGAGGAAACAUUGUUUUUCUCUUACGCCUUCACGGUGAACGGAGAAUCCAAAAAUGGAAAAAAAUUCUUAAUGAAUUGAAGUCACAUGGGUUGAUAUUUAACAGGAGCAAAACUGUAUCUGAAUAUCCAUUUACAGACUCUCGCACAACUCGUGCAGUAUAAUCAAAACCUCAUUUAUCCAGUCGUAUGCUCAUUACUAUUCAAAACAAACACAAACAGUCUCACGCAUGGACGAGUAGCGCACCUUAGCGACUCAAUUAAAUGCACAAGCAUAUAUGAAAAUGUCUUAAAUGGUAAGGUUUUAGCAAAAGGUUUUAGCCGUUUUGCUCCAGUUCCUCAGAAAUUUUCUCCGUUUUUGGAUUCUUCACCCACCAUGGAGACACGUAAGGAGAGCAACGUUUUCUUCAAGAAUUCAUUGUAACACAGGAUAAGUAGCUGAUAAACAAAUGAUCAUUUUAUGGGUAAAAUAUUCCUUUAGAAUAACAAUAGCCACUUUUUUGGAUUCUGCUGUUACAGUUCUCACAGGCAACAGGAGUUGCUUAAAAACACAAACACACAGCUGUUGGUUUAUGUGGAUGAAAAAGCUCAGGACAUCACUGUAAGAGUGUAAUCAUGUUGAAGUGUUUUACUCCACUGGGUGGUUUUGUUUGUUUUCUUUUCCCCUGAAUAUGGGCCCACUCUGGGUUUUGGUAGCUGAAGGGAGAAGUUGCACUAAAGUUCUGACAAACAGCCCCAUGUAAUGAUUAAAGUGGCCAAAUUGCUCUGGUCAGUGUUCAUCAGUGCCUUCCCAGCUGUGACAUAGAUGGGAUUAAAGUAAAGCCAAUGCCGUAGAGGUACUCACUCAUUCACUCACUGACACUGUGUGCUGCCAUGUCUGGGACAUUUUCUUUGUGUCUCACGUAGCCUUCAUGUACUGUUACUACCAUAAAUAUGCAUUGUUCAAUGUUGUAGGAGAAACUGCAGAUAUUUGUUUUUUUAUGUUGUUUUUUUCUCCCGCAUCUAAAUAUUCAUGUAGUGAUUUAAUAAGGUUUUAAUGGAUUUGUUUGAACUGUUUUCUAAAGGAGAGGUCAAUAAAAGUGAAUGAACGAGA
Messenger RNA from Epinephelus moara (kelp grouper), 3650 nucleotides. It is a transcript of the gene lamp1b, whose product is annotated as lysosomal associated membrane protein 1b. Lineage: Eukaryota; Metazoa; Chordata; Actinopteri; Perciformes; Serranidae. Gene Ontology annotation, cellular component: membrane. The record is from RefSeq and is a predicted model, not a curated record. The transcript has 6 exons. Bases 324 to 1082 code for a protein of 252 amino acids.